Tremella mesenterica DSM 1558 is the source of this 1041-nucleotide messenger RNA. RefSeq lists its product as uncharacterized. The coding region runs from base 1 to 1041 and encodes 346 amino acids. Gene Ontology annotation, molecular function: oxidoreductase activity, acting on the CH-OH group of donors, NAD or NADP as acceptor. The record is from RefSeq and is a predicted model, not a curated record. Lineage: Eukaryota; Fungi; Basidiomycota; Tremellomycetes; Tremellales; Tremellaceae. The transcript is spliced from 7 exons.
AUGCCCACCGUACUAAUAACCGGUUUGAACGGCUUUGUAGCUACCCACACUGCUAUACGUUUCCUCCAAGCUGGAUGGGAUGUACGUGGGACUGUUCGUUCUACUUCCAAAGGCGACAAGACUUUAGCUUUGCCGGCGUUGAAGAAGUAUAGCGAAGAGAGUAGGAUUGGGUAUGUUGUUGUGAAAGAUCUUGAGGGUGAUUUUACGCAAGCUCUUGAGGGUGUUGAUGGAGUCGCACACUGUGCCUCGCCUUGGAACAUGAACGGGAAGACUUGGGCAGAAUAUCGUGAUCCGGCUGUCAAAGGUACAAUCAACAUCAUCCAACAAGCUGCCAAAUUCCCGAAUAUCAAAGCAGUAUCCGUUGUCUCCUCCUUCACCGCCAUCGGAGACUGCACCGUACCUUACUACACCCUCGCGGGACGGGUCUUCACCGAAGCUGAUUGGCCGCCUUUCACCGACGAAUUCGCUGCUGCCUACGAUGGACCACAAGCAGCUGGUCUUUGGUACUGCGUGUCUAAACAGCUUGCAGAAGCCGCCGCCAUCAAAAUUCACGAAGAACUCAAGCCUGGCUUCACUCUUGCGACUCUUUGUCCUCCCACCAUCUUUGGGCCAUCGUAUCAUUUGGCUCCUGGGGAGAAUCCCACCGAAGCGGAUCUCACUACGAGCUUCUUCUACGCCGCCACCGUAGCUGGAAAGGACAAGACCGUUCCAGACACUCUGUACACCUCUUGGGUCGAUGUCCGCGAUGUCGCAGAAGCACUAUGUGUCACCAUCUCGCAAAGCAAAGGUGGCCGAUACGCCCUGUGUAGCGGGUCUUACGAUCUCGAUCAAGUAGCUGAACUCGUGCUCUCUCUCCGACCAGAUCUUGCUCACGUCGUACCUCAACAUAAGACCAAAGAUACGCCUCUAAGUAAAGGAACAUACACCUUAGAUUCCACCAAGGCGACUCAAGAGUUGGGAAUCCACUUCAUUCCGCUCGAGAAGAUGGUAGAAGAUAGUGUGACGCAAUUCGAGAAUAUUGGAGCUGUCGUUUCGGCCUGA